This is a messenger RNA of Talaromyces stipitatus ATCC 10500, 1302 nucleotides long. RefSeq lists its product as uncharacterized. The coding region runs from base 1 to 1302 and encodes 433 amino acids. The record is from RefSeq and is a predicted model, not a curated record. The transcript has 4 exons. Lineage: Eukaryota; Fungi; Ascomycota; Eurotiomycetes; Eurotiales; Trichocomaceae.
AUGUCCAACCAACUCAUCCCUCCUGCUAGUGUAAUAGCCACCUGGCCAGCGCCUAAUUUUGUUGACCCUGAGCUCAGAGGUCCAGGGUUGCUGGUCGUCAAUGUUGUCUUUUCGUCGUUGGCUUUUAUUCUGACUGUAUUACGCGUUUAUACCCGCGGCUUCAUAACUUCCACUAUAGGUCUUGACGAUGUCCUUGCCGUGCUGGCCUUGUCAUUUGCAAUUGCCAUGUGUACCGCAACAUCCAUCGCUGCAGUGAAAUUCGGAUGGGAUCGCCAUAUAUGGGAUGUCCCGUUUACAUGGAUGCCGGCUAUGCUCAAAUACCGCAUGGUUUUCGAGAUGACGUUUUGUCUGUCAUCCAUAUUAACCAAGAUUUCCCUGCUGUGGUUUUGUCGUCGCCUCCUGGGUAGUAGCGCGAAGAGUAAAUUUCGGUACCUGAAUUUGAGCCUUAUCGCGGCUAUGGUGUUGUUGUUUAUAUUGGGCCUCUUGUUCAUUUUCAUCACAUUAUUCACAUGCAUUCCUCUCAAAGCAUCCUUUGAUCUGCUACCAGAUUACCCAUAUCAUUGCAUCGAUGGGAACGCUGUGGUCAUUGCAGCCAGUGUCAUCAAUGUAUGUACCGACUUCAUGACUACUGUAGUGCCUAUGCCGCUGAUAUGGAAGCUUCAACUUCCUCGGCGUCAGCGUCUCGCGGUCAUUGCUAUUUUUGGUAUUGGUAUCACGGUGACUAUCGCUUCUUCCGUUCGGACGUAUUAUGCGUGGAUGAACACUUUUGGUUCUUAUGAUGCGACAUGGUAUGGGUGGGCAACUGGUUUAUCCGCCUCUGUCGAAAUAAACAUGGGACUAAUUUGUGCAUCCGCACCUGCACUGCGGCCUCUUAUCAAGACAGUCUGGCCUAGACUACUUGGUGGUUCCGGGCAUGGACACGGUGACUCCUACCAACGUUUCAACGGUGCCAAACCGUGGCCGCCUUCAAAUCGGUCUGAUAAUCCUCAUAUACGCAUGGGAUCCAAUGAGUCAACGAUGAAAGGACCCGGUAUUCUUAGUCGAUUUGAUUCCACCAAUGAACCAGGUAUAGUCCGAACGGUAGAGCUAGAGACUUUCUAUGAAGAGCGCAAGGAGGUGAUAUACGGCCGUCCUGUGGCUGCCAACUCAGUCAAUGCCCGACCCUUGAUGGAAGCGAGGAAUGCUCAUGGAGGAGGAACUUUCUUUAUGAACCGGCGCCGAGAUUCUUUUCCCUCGGCGAGGCAUCUUAAGGAGUUGUACAGCGACGAUGAGGCGCUGUUUGCUGUUGAGAGAAUGGUAUGA